Molecule: messenger RNA, 2713 nt
Organism: Elgaria multicarinata webbii
Lineage: Eukaryota; Metazoa; Chordata; Lepidosauria; Squamata; Anguidae
Gene: YY1
Product: YY1 transcription factor
Exons: 6
Coding region: 307-1656 (449 amino acids)
Biological process (GO): regulation of transcription by RNA polymerase II
Cellular component (GO): chromatin; transcription regulator complex; PcG protein complex
Molecular function (GO): RNA polymerase II cis-regulatory region sequence-specific DNA binding; DNA-binding transcription factor activity, RNA polymerase II-specific
Source: RefSeq, a predicted model, not a curated record
GAUGGCGGGUGAGGGAGGAUUGGGGUGUCUGUCUCUCUCGGCGGUAGUCUCGCGAGGCGGGAUUUGGCGGCGGCUGGGGCUGCUGCCUGCUUGCCUGCCUCUCUCCCUCCCAACGAGAAGCUGGUGGUGUUUGUGUGGAAGGGGGAGGCGGCGUCGGCGAAGGAGGAGGGGAAGGAGGAAGAGAAGGGAGAGGAGCCUGAGCCCCGCCGGCGUCGGGCAGAGGAGCGGACCCGAGGCGGAGGCCCACCGCUAGGCUUUGGCCCGCCGCUGCCGCCGCCGCCUUCGGCGGCUCCCCGCUGCCCCGCCAUGGCCUCGGGUGAUACCUUGUACAUCGCCACGGACGGCUCGGAGAUGCCGACCGAGAUCGUGGAGCUGCACGAGAUCGAGGUGGAGACCAUCCCGGUGGAGACCAUCGAGACCACCGUGGUGGGCGGCGAGGAGGACGACGACGAGGAGGAGGACGACGAGUGCUGCGAGGACUGCGGCCCUCACCACCCGCCUCACCGCCGCCACCACCACCACCAUCACCACCACCACCACCACCCGCCCAUGAUCGCCCUGCAGCCGCUCGUCACCGACGGCGACCCCAGCGGCGGCGGUGUCGGGGCCGCCGGCGGCCAGCUCCACCUGCACCACCACCCGCACCACCAGGAGGUGAUCUUGGUGCAGACCCGCGAGGAGGUGGUGGGCGGCGACGACUCGGACGGUUUGCGGGCGGACGACGGCUUCGAGGACCAGAUCCUCAUCCCGGUGCCGGCUCCGGCCGGCGAGGACGAGUACAUAGAGCAGACGCUGGUCACCGUCGCGGCCGCCGGCAGCAAGGGCGGCUCCGGCGGAGGCUCUUCUUCGGGCGGCGGCCGGGUGAAGAAAGGCGGCGGUAGUAGCGGCAAGAAGAGCAGUAAGAAGAGUUAUCUGACGGCAGGCGGCGGCGGGGCCGAAGGGGGCGGCGGCGCCAGGAAAUGGGAGCAGAAGCAGGUGCAGAUCAAGACCCUGGAGGGGGAGUUCUCGGUCACCAUGUGGGCUUCGGAUGACAAAAAAGACAUUGACCAUGAGACUGUGGUGGAAGAGCAGAUCAUCGGCGAGAACUCCCCUCCUGACUACUCUGAAUACAUGACGGGAAAGAAACUGCCUCCUGGAGGAAUACCUGGCAUAGAUCUCUCAGACCCUAAACAGCUGGCUGAAUUUGCAAGAAUGAAGCCAAGAAAAAUCAAAGAAGAUGAUGCUCCAAGAACGAUAGCAUGUCCCCACAAAGGCUGCACAAAGAUGUUCAGGGACAACUCAGCCAUGAGGAAGCAUCUGCACACUCACGGGCCUCGAGUACAUGUUUGUGCAGAAUGUGGCAAGGCUUUUGUGGAGAGCUCAAAGCUAAAACGGCACCAACUAGUUCAUACUGGAGAGAAACCCUUUCAGGCCAGGCCUCAGAGAUUAUGUAGGUGUGGAAUGUCUUUCACUGAUAAGUCAUACUGUCUAGUUUGCCAGAUCAAGAUGUACAAACUGGACAACAUCAUAAACAAAUUUGCACGUUUGAAGGUUGCGGAAAACGCUUUUCACUGGACUUCAAUUUACGCACACAUGUGCGAAUUCAUACUGGAGACAGGCCCUAUGUGUGCCCUUUCGAUGGCUGUAAUAAGAAGUUUGCUCAGUCCACUAACCUGAAAUCUCACAUCUUAACACACGCUAAGGCCAAAAACAACCAGUGAAACUCUGCGAGAAGAAAGCUCUUGAACUCAAAGCAUCUUACCUUACAGGAGAAUGGUUGAAACUAAAUAAGCCUCCCCCUUUGUAUAUUGUUUCUAGGAAAGAAUUUAAAAAAACAAAAAAAGAACCCUCCACACCUAAAGGACUUGUUUUUGAUAACGUAGCAAAAUAAACUUUAAGGCAGCAUUGCUGCAAUGCUCAAUUUUGCUCUGUAAUUUGGUUUCAAGAGCAUGGUGUUUUUGUAAAGCGUGGCCCCACCUGGAGGAGGCAGACUGUUCAUGGACUUGCAUCAAAGACAGUUCUUUCUACAACAGUGCUAAAAUUGGACUUUUCACAUUGUUAUAAAUAUGAAGCUCACCUGUUGCUUACAAUUUUUUAAUUUUGUAUUUUCCAAGUGUGCAUAUUGUACACUUUUUGGGGAUAUGCUUAGUAAUGCUAUGUGUGAUUUUUUUCUGGAGGUUGAUAACUUUGCUUGCAGUAGAUUUUCUUUAAAAGAAUGGGCAGUUACAUGCAUACUUCAAAAGUAUUUUCCUGUAAAGAGAAAAAAAGUUAUAUAGGUUUCGUUUGCUAUCUUAAUUUUUUUUUUGGUUGUAUUCUUUGAUGUUAACACAUUUUGUAUAAUUGUAUCGUAUAGCUGUAAUGAAAUCAUGUAGUAACAAAUAUUAGAUGUGAUUUAAUAGUGUUAAUCAACUUAAACCCAUUUUAGUCACUUUUUUUGGGAAAAAUACUGCCAGAUGCUGAUGUUCCGUGUACCUUCUCUUUGCCUGUUCAGUUAAGGAAAGUGGUGCUCAGUUGUAGAAUGUAAUGUACAGGCACUGACCUUUUAACAACACCUGAUAUGUACAUCCCGUGUAAUAGAGUGGGCAACAAUAAAACAGUGGUCCUGAAGAAAGAAUAUGGCAGAAAAUUAUCUGUAAGCACAGCCUAUUUUCUUCUGUUGUCCAGAACAAAUUAUAGUUCUUUAACCUCCCAGAAAUUGGAAGAUAAAUAAAACUCGAGUUACCUUUCCUUUUCC